Molecule: messenger RNA, 3413 nt
Organism: Ruditapes philippinarum (Manila clam)
Lineage: Eukaryota; Metazoa; Mollusca; Bivalvia; Venerida; Veneridae
Product: transmembrane protein 135-like
Exons: 13
Coding region: 29-1420 (463 amino acids)
Source: RefSeq, a predicted model, not a curated record
AAUGUGAUUGGAUAAAUUAAGAUCGCGCAUGCGGGUGGAGGACAAAAUGGUGGUGAUAAGCAAACCUAUUUUGUUAGAUUACACUUGUUACGAAUUAGGGCAUACAUGGACCCCGUCAUGCAAAAAGGCAUCCUUUGACGUUUUCCUUUUGGUUUUCAAAGAAGCUUUGAAAAUCUAUGGAUCGGUUUAUUUUAUUGCAGGCUUGGUGCGACGCCGUGGCAAAGCUUAUUUUAGGAAGAAAUUCUGGCUAGAAUUGUUACAGUCUUCAUUUUUCUUGACAACCAAUGGCACAUUGUUCAUAACAUGCUUCUGUUUAUGGAGGAGAAUGGAAGGAAGUUUUAAGCAUGUGAGCACCAUUAGUUUCUUCCCCUGUAUUGUUGCAUCAGUUAUUGCCAUUCUGCAGGAGAGGAAGUCCAGACGUGGUUUACUAGCAGUGUAUAUGGCAAAUGUUGCUGUUGAGACAAUAUGGCGGAUGUUGAAAGCUCGAGGUUGGGUAAAAUCAUUACCGCAUGGAGAGGUUUUGGUGUUUAGUCUGGCAGCUGCAGGUUACCUCUAUUAUUUCAAAAAAGCUGGUGGGCUACCAGAUGGGACAUUGUCAAUAUUAAAAAAAAUAUUUGGCUCUGCUGAAAUGUCAGGAGUAGAAGAAGUUGUUCCAAAUGAUAUGGAUGGUGAGGUUAUAGAUAUUAACAGAAAUGGUCCACAUCAUAACCAUACCUCUACGACAGCCAAUCAGAAAAGAUCUUAUGGACCGGUUGUUCGAUGGUUGAGGCAAUGUCCCAAACAUUAUCUAUGCAAGCAUGGACACGGUUGUGUGUAUUAUGUUUUAGAAGGUAGUGUAAAGAUGUUUGGUAUAGGAUAUGCGUUACAAGGAGCAGUCAAACUAGUUAGUUCAAUAAGUCGUGUGUUCAAACAACCCAAGUCUGUGAUAAAAUCCCUAGUCCAUAUAAACAACUUCCAACUUGGUGCCUUCUUAGCAAGUUUUGUAGGAAUCUAUAGAGUAUUGAAUUGUUUGUUACGAUGGUUACGGGAGAAGGAUGAGGCAUUACAUGGACUUGUAGCCGGAUUUGUGGCUGGUUGGUCAAUGUUGUUUUAUAAAAGUCAAACUGUAGCCUUAUAUACAGCUCUUAAACUAUCAGAGAUGUUGUAUUUUAAAGGCAUAGCUAGCGGGUCAGUGCCAUAUAUCAAAUGUGCUGAUAUAAUCAUAUACAGUAUUUCAACUGCUAUUGUCUUCCAUGCUGCUGUUAUAGAACCACAUAACCUUAGACCAGCAUACUGGAACUUUCUACUCAGGGUAACUGGGAACAAAUUUGCAGGAAUGAACAGAAAAUUGCUGGAUCCCUGGGUACCAAAUUGUUCAAAACUAUUCCCGGACUUCUGGCCGGAUUAUGACUAUAGAUUUACAAAUCUGAGAAAACCAUAGACCUUGUGAUACAGUAGCGGACUUUUUCCUGUGUUUAUUUAUAUCAGCAGUUUCACUGUAAACAGAUGUCCUGAAAAUAAUUUGGAAAUACAGUACAACCUGUGUAGAGCAACACCCUUUGGGUAACAAUGAUUUUGGUUGUUGCAGAGAGGUUGUUGCUUUACUGAGGUUAAAUUUAAUUUGAUGUAGAAUUGAUUACUGAUGUUGUAAAGAGGCUUUGCUCUAUACAGGGCUGGUUUGUAGAGGUUACACUGUAACAAUAAUGGGAUUAUGCAAUUGUGAUAAUAACGUUAAAUUUUUACAAUUUUUAUACAUGUUGUAUCACAUACAUACCUGUUAUAAACAAGCUUAAGCCGUAAAUGUAAUGACCGGCUCAUGCUGGAAAUAUUCUGUAGCUACCAUCAGAAGAAGGGUUAAUGAUAAAGAAUAAACCAUUUUCUUGACUGUUUAGACAAGUUACCAUGGAAAACUUCAUCUUUUGUAUUUCACUUCCUGCCUCAUGUAUUUGUUACUGUAAUUUUCCUUAUAGACAAUCUUAUGUGUUCAUGUUAGGACAUGCAACCUGUUACAGAACUUUUUAACUUCCAAUUUCAAAUCAUUGCCAAAUUAAUAAGAAAUUCUGUAAGUUUUUAAUCUGUCAAUCAGCAACAUGCCAAAUGAUUUAUAUUCAUUUAUUGAUAUCCAAACUGGUUUAAAGUAAUAAAGAACAGGGUAUUAUAAAUUUUGUACACAAGUAUGAAAUGAGACCACUCAUUGAUAACAUGUUUGCCAAAAUAUUUAGUGACAUGUACAAAUGAAAAAUACCAUACAAAUACACAUAUCUUAUGAAAUGUAUUGUUUUGUUUCAUUUGUUCUCUUUUAUUUUAAUUUGAUUAAUAAUUAAAUAUUAAAUUUAUUUAUGUUACAAAUAAAACAUGAUUUAUAUUGGCAAUUUGAAAAUUGUUGACUGACUGAUCAGUAUAAUUUAUAACAUUUUUUUUUUGUUUUUGUUUUUAUUUGAUAUAAUACAUGUAUAGCUAUUACUUAAACUAGGAAUCAAACAUUAUUUAAAUUAAUUUUUAUGUUAAAUUUAGUUGUAUUGAAGCAGAAUGUAUGUUUUUCUGAAUUAGCUGACAUUAUUUUAACCUUUACUUUGUUAACUUCUGUCAUAGAUCUACUUUUGAAUACCGUAUAGUUUAUUCAUAGAAGUUUCAGGGAUUUUGAAAUCAAAAUGUUAAAAUGAGGCUGCAAUUAGUGUAGAGUCUGGUCAGAGAGCACAACAUUUUUAAUGUGUAAUUUUAGUCAGUUUCACUGCUGGUAUUUAACCUGCUGGAUUUGUGUAUGGAAUUGCUUUUCUAUGAAUUCGGAACAAUCCAUCUGAAGUUAAAGAAAUUUCAAUUUCAAAAUACAAUAAUUGAGCUAUUAACUGUAUAGAACAUGGUCGUACUGCAUGAAGGUACAGCCUGGCCUGCUGUAUACGGACAGCAAAAGGUGAUCACACUCAGUUCCUGCAGGUGAGGACAUUGUGCAUAAAGUAAACAAACUUUGAUGAUAUUAUUAUUGUGAGCAUAAAAGCUUCACUGCUUUUAUCUCUGAAAUUUCAAAAGCAAAGUUUGGUUCAUUUUUUGGGAACAAUCUGAUUGCUUGGAUGGGGAAAAUGACAUUUGAAAAUCUAAUCCAUCAAGUCACUAGUGAUACUAAAUCAGGCUUAAUUUUAUGUCGAUGUAAGAUAAAACUAAUUUUAAGCAUCAUUUAAUAGAACUUAAAUAAUAGAACUUAAAUAGAAUUUUAUAGAACUUAAAUUGAUUGAAUACUUGUAGACAUGAUAACAAUAGAAAAACAUGUAAUCUGAGACUUAGUUAAUUGAACAUUACUUUUUAUUAAUUUUGCUCAUUUGUAUUUUUCCUAAAGAAAAAGGAAAUAGUUAUGACUUAUGUUUUAUAAUUAUGUUUUGCAUACAUGCUGAUAUAUAUUUAUAUGAUUGAAUUUUGAUAUAAAUACUCUAUGAAUUUUA